ACAUGGAGCUGCGGUGGAAGAUCAGGAUCAGAGGCAGCUGAGGACAGUUUGCGUCGUGGGUCCAGGUGGGACGAUGACGGGUCGCAGAUCCGGACGAGCUUCCAGGACGAGGAGGCGGAAACAAGAAAACUCCCUCCAGUCGGCUUCUCUGUGUCACCUGCCGCAGUACGUGAAGCUGAUGAAGUUCCUCCACCGGCGAGGAUUCAGCUCCGCUCUGCUGCAGCCGGCCGUCUUCUCUGACACCGGACGAGGACUUCAGACUCUCAGAGCUAUAAAGCCAGGUGAGGUGCUGAUUUCUCUGCCGGAGUCGUGUCUCCUCACGACCUCGACCGUCCUGGACAGCUACCUGGGAGAAUACAUCAAGAGCUGGAAGCCUCGUCUUUCUCCCCUCCUGGUUCUCUGCGUCUUCCUGAUGUGCGAGCGCCACCGAGGGGAGGCCUCUGAUUGGUUCCCCUACAUCCACCUGCUGCCCGCCGCCUACACCUGUCCCGUGUACUUCAGCGACGACGUCAUGGCCGCCCUGCCCAGCUGUUUGAGGAGGCGGGGCUUAGAGCAGAGGGAGGCGGUGCAGGAAAUGUUCUCCUCCAAUCAGGAGUUCUUCAGGUCCCUGCAGCCGGUUCUGAAUCGGCCCACCGAGGACGUGUUGACCUACGAGGCUCUGAGGUGGUCCUGGUGCAGCGUCAACACUCGCUCCGUCUUCAUGUCGCGUCCCUCCAGCAGCUUCCUGUCCGGACCCGACCGCUACGCUUUAGCUCCGUUUCUGGACCUCCUCAACCACCGAGCCGACGUCCAGGUUAAAGCCGGUUUCAACGCUGCGACCAGGUGCUACGAGAUCAGGAGCGUCGGUGGGACUCUUCGCUACCAGCAGGCCUUCAUCAACUACGGCUGCCAUGACAACCAGCGGCUGCUGCUGGAGUACGGCUUCGUGUGCAGCAGAAAUCCUCACAGCGUGGUCUACGUGGACGCAGAUCUCCUCCGUGAGGUUUUAAAAGCCGACAGGAGUUUGGAUCAGAAGAUCAAGUUCCUCAGAGAAAACAGCUUCCUUCAAAACCUGACUUUGUCCGGCGACGGUCCCAGCUGGAGGCUGAUGACGGCGCUCCGACUGCUGUCGCUGCCACAAACACUGUACCACCAGUGGAAGUCGGUGCUGCUCGGUCAGACGCUGUGUGAGGAGAAGGAGCGGUGGAGCUUUCAGACAGCCAAGGUUCUCUGUCAGCGACUUCUGCGGGACACAUUUACAGCUCUAGAUAAGAUCUCCAACCUCCUGCAUGAAUGUGAGCAGCCAAUCAGGGAGCAGCUGGACGUGGUGAGGUCACUGCGGCAGGAGGAGAGGUGCAUCCUGGGAAGAUGUCUGGAGGUGCUGGAGGAGUCGCUUAAAGAAACCGAUGAACUGUUGCCGUGCCGACCGGAUGCUGAUGCUGUGAGCUGACGUCCGUUGGGUCGGUGAUGCUGUGGACUGAAAGCUGAAGGUUUGGUUCCAGCUGCGCUAAAAGCAAAAAGCAUCAAAUAUAAAAAACGGACUCACGUUGGACAGAGCUGUGAGGAAACAGCGGAGCAGCGAUCGGACUCCUUAAAGAUUCAUGUUUUUUUAUGUAUUUAUUUUCAGCAAUUAAAAAAAAAACUGGCUUUGAUCAUUCAGUCGCUGAACUUUGAAGAAGCUCAGAAGAUAAAAUCUGCAAGAAUCCAACACAGUUUGCGAAGGUGCUGCUUGUUAUUUGGAUGAGUUUACACUGAAAGCAUUUUCUAAAGAAACAACCAGAACUGUCGUUGUCUUUUUUUAACAAAAAUGUGGAUUUUAUUGAGUGAGUUCUCAAAGAAAUGCUGAGAAAUAAACAGUUUGUAGUUUCA
Messenger RNA from Stegastes partitus (bicolor damselfish), 1848 nucleotides. It is a transcript of the gene setd4, whose product is annotated as SET domain containing 4. Lineage: Eukaryota; Metazoa; Chordata; Actinopteri; Pomacentridae. Bases 74 to 1429 code for a protein of 451 amino acids. Gene Ontology annotation, molecular function: protein-lysine N-methyltransferase activity. Gene Ontology annotation, biological process: peptidyl-lysine monomethylation; peptidyl-lysine trimethylation. The record is from RefSeq and is a predicted model, not a curated record. The transcript is spliced from 13 exons.